Messenger RNA from Drosophila serrata, 725 nucleotides. RefSeq names its product transcriptional regulator Simba1. The record is from RefSeq and is a predicted model, not a curated record. NCBI's taxonomy places the organism in Eukaryota, Metazoa, Arthropoda, Insecta, Diptera, Drosophilidae.
UGGCCACACUGAGUUCAACAACAACCCUGGCAGCGAAACAAAACUCGACAAAUUAUUAAAUUUCCUAAGCGUAACGUCAAUAGUUUCGGAUAUCAAAUAAAAAACCUUUCGGCUCACCGAGUUCCGAAAUAAAAUCCACAAGGCUGCAACAUCCGCAUUUAGCAUUAGCGCCCACAACUAAAUUGACUUAAUUAGCAACUACUAAGAGCCAUGGCACGCGGGCACCAGAAGAUCCAAUCGCAGGCGAAGACCGCCGAGAAGCAGGCCAAGAUGAAGAAGCAGCAGGGCCACAGCGCCAACGACCAGAAGAAGGCCGCCCAAAAGGCUCUCGUCCAUGUCUGCGCCGUGUGCAAGUCACAAAUGCCCGACCCCAAGACAUAUAAGCAGCAUUUCGAGAACAAGCAUCCCAAGAACGACAUGCCCGAGGAGCUUAAGGACGUCUGAUGGCCGACCUCGCCCUGCGCUUACACUUUAAUGCAUAUAUCAAGCUGAACGGAGAUCGUCGGAGUUGCCUACCAAGUACGAAACCUUUGCAACAAUAAGUUUACAUCAGCCCGAACAAGAACAGCAACAAUCAAGCCGAAGGGAGGGGUGGAUAACAGCAAAAAAAAAACGAAUAAUGAUAUAAUUGCCAAUGCAAGGAUCGCAGCUGAAUUUUUUGUCUACACAAACUGCUGACUUUUGGUUUUGGUUUUAGUUUUACUCAAAAAAAAAAAAAAACAACA